CUGCAGCGCGCUGUGAGCACCUACCACUAGCGGAGAUGCGAGAGAGAGGCCGCGGCCCCUUCCAGUUGCCUGCGGCCCCGCGCCGGCAUUCAGAACCCCUCGCCUGGCGCUAAAUUUAAAAACGUAACACCAGCAGCAGGCUGGUCCCGGAAACGAAACGAAACUCGGCCCCCGGGCCUCCUCCCGGGCGCUGCCGGUCCCUCAGCGCGCCGCGCCACCCGGAACAGACCCUUCUCCCGCCAUUUUCGGCAGGGCUGGGAGACUGAGGCCCGCAGCGCUGGGCCUGCGGCGCCCCGGAAGAGGCGGGCGGCAUGGCUGCCGGCGUGGACUGCGGGGACAGGGUUGGCGCCCGGCAGCACGUGUUCCUGGUUCCAGAUGAAACAACUGAACCACAGAGAAGUUGAGUAUCUUGCACAGAGUCACACUGCUGAGUCAGGAGAGGAGCUGAGAUUGGCGUAUGAACCCAUCUGACUCUAGGUCCAAUGUUCUUUCUGUGCUGACAUCAUUGAAGAAAUAGACAUAAGUUAAAAAAUAUUUAAAAGAUGCUUCAAAGAAGAUGAAAAGUGGGCUAAUGUUUGUAAAACUGGUUAACCCGUGUUCAGGAAAAGGAGCCAUUUACUUGUUCAAUAUGUGUCUACAGCAGCUGUUUGAAGUAAAAGUUUUCAAGGAAAAACACCAUUCUUGGUUUAUAAAUCAGUCAGUUCAAUCAGGAGGUCUUCUCCACUUCGCCACACCUGUGGAUCCUCUAUUUCUGCUUCUCCACUACCUCAUAAAGGCUGAUAAGGAGGGGAAGUUUCAGCCCCUUGAUCAAGUUGUGGUGGAUAACAUGUUUCCAAAUUGCAUCUUGUUGCUGAAACUUCCUGGACUUGAGAAGUUACUUCACCAUGUGACAGAGGAAAAAGAAAUAGACAACAAGAAAUAUUACAAGUACAGCAAAGAGAAGACAUUAAAGUGGCUGGGAAAAAAGGUUAACCAAACUACAGCAGCAUUAAAAACCAAUAAUGUGAAUGUCAGUUCCCGGGUACAGUCAACUGCAUUUUUCUCUGGUGACCAAGUUUCCACUGACAAGGAAGAGGAUUAUAUUCGUUAUGCCCAUGGUCUGAUAUCUGAUUACAUCCCUAAAGAAUUAAGUGAUGACUUAUCUAAAUACUUAAAGCUUCCAGCACCUUCAGCCUCAUUGCCAAAUCCUCCAUCAAAGAAAAUAAAGUUAUCAGAUGAGCCUGUAGAAGCAAAAGAAGAUUACACUAAGUUUAAUACUAAAGAUUUGAAGACUGAAAAGAAAAAUAGCAAAAUGACUGCAGCUCAGAAGGCUUUGGCUAAAGUUGACAAGAGUGGAAUGAAAAGUAUUGAUACCUUUUUUGGUGUAAAAAAUAAAAAAAAAAUUGGAAAGGUUUGAAACUUUGAAAAUAAAAUCUAGCAAAAAUAUUUGCUUUUUACAUGUUUCAAUUUGUCCUUCCUGACCAUUAAUGACUACCUUUGAUGGGGGGAAGGAAGAGGCCAAUUUCAUGUUCUCUUAAACAUUUCUUUGCAUUUGGUUUUUGUGUUCCUGAAUGAAAUAUGGGAAAGUAAUUGUGUAACUUCAUGGCUAUGGAUAAAUUAACAUAUAGCAUCAGGAUUUUCUCAAUAAACUGACCUGUGACAAU
Molecule: messenger RNA, 1643 nt
Organism: Rhinopithecus roxellana (golden snub-nosed monkey)
Lineage: Eukaryota; Metazoa; Chordata; Mammalia; Primates; Cercopithecidae
Gene: RNASEH2B
Product: ribonuclease H2 subunit B
Exons: 12
Coding region: 557-1396 (279 amino acids)
Biological process (GO): ribonucleotide metabolic process; RNA catabolic process
Cellular component (GO): nucleoplasm; ribonuclease H2 complex
Source: RefSeq, a predicted model, not a curated record